CAUCGCACCGCCCGUCGCCGUCGGCCCCCAACCCCCACGAUCAGACAAGACCAGAGCGCUGGUGCGCCGCACCAGCCGAGUCCAGCCAAGAACUUCACCAAAAACAAAUCCCUUUUUCUCCUUUUGUUCCCACCCGGGAUCGAAGAGAGAGCCUCGCAACCCUGUCCUUGCUUUCCGGAUUAAUAGUUCGAGUGAGUGUGUGAACAAACCGACGAUUAAAUCGCCGUCACCGCCCCCGCUCCCCGCUCCCCGAUCCGAUCCCGGGGUUCGCACCCGUUCGUUGCUGCUGGCCUGCUGCUGCUUGCGCCACCGCAUUUCGCUCCGAGGCGGCGGGGGAGCGAGGAAGAUGGCGCCGUAGCGGCGAGACGGGGAGCAGCUGGAUCUCUCCUGGGUUGCAGCUGCCGCCGCCGGUCUCGCUGCGAGCAGCAUCGCGGCCUCCCCUCGCUUUCACCUUGCUCGUGGUAACUGGUGUUAAAUUGUGAUUGCUUCUUGUUGCUUUCUCACCCUUCACUGCUCGUGGAAUUGCAAAGGAUCAAAGUGUUCUCUGUCAGAAGUUAAGAACGUCUCUUGUCUUUGGCUUGUUGGCACAAUGGCAAUGACAUCGCCAACUAAUACAAGGCGCAAGUAUUCAUGGUGGUGGGACAGCCACAUUUGCCCAAAGAACUCAAAAUGGCUAAAAGAAAAUCUUUCAGAUAUGGAUAGCAAAAUUAAACUGAUGAUCAGGAUAAUUGAAGAAGAUGCUGAAUCAUUUGCAAAAAGAGCAGAAAUGUACUACCGAAGGCGACCUGAGCUGAUGACCUUACUUGAGGAGUUGUACCGUGCAUACCGAGCUUUAGCAGAAAGAUAUGAUCAUGCAGCAGGAGAACUUCGACAAGCACAUCGAAAAAUAGCAGAAGCAUUUCCUGAUCAGGUUCUAAUGGACUUGGAUGAUGACCUCCCGGCUGAAACUGCUUCCAUUGAAACUGACAUGGACAAUCCAGACAUGUCUCCAUAUUUCCUCUCUUUUAUCAAUGCUAGCGAUUCAAAAAAGCGUAACAAAGAUGACCAAGAUCACGAGAGGCUCCACAAAGAGCUAGCAAGCUUGUUGGAGGAAAACCAAAACCUCAAGGAUCGGAUCUCAUCCAUGCUAGAGCACAGCAACAAGGCUGAGUGUGAGAUCCUUUGCCUCAAGGAGUCCCUCGCUCAACAAGAAGAGGAGAAGGAAGCUGCAGUUUCACUAUGCCAACAAUCAACUGCUAGAUUACAAAACCUCAAAUCUGAAAUUGUGCAUACCCAGGAGAAGUUCAACAGGCUUAAAGAGGAGAUGCAAACUGUACCGCAGCUUUUGGGCAACGGAGACGAACAUUUCUUUCUGCUUGAAAGAGCUAAUCAGGACUUGCACUUGGAGCUAGAUAAUCUGAAACUUUUGUUGAAGCAGAAGCAUGACGAGCUAAAUGACAAGCAAGCCGAGAUGGAAAAGCUUCAUAUCUCUACAGAAGAAGAGCAUCUCAAGCGUAUGCAAGCAGAAAUGGCACAACUCUCUUUGGAGAAGCAAUUACUACUGGCACAAGACAAACUGAGACAUUUGGCUCUUGAGAAGCAGAGUGAGGUAAGCAAGAAAAAGGACAUUGAAGAAAGCAAAGCUGUGCUUCAGAAAGAAUUGGAGAAGAUUCUGGAAGAGAAACAAAAGUUGAAUGAUCAAAGCCACUCUUCUUCAGCAGUGAUAAUUCGUUUGCAGGAUGAGAUAAUUUCUAUGAAGAACAUGCAACGAAGACUGGAGGAAGAGGUCUGUCAACAUUUGGAGGAAAAGAAUAAACUUCAACAUGAGCUUUCUCAUCUUAAAGAGGAUAGGAGUGACUGGGAGAGGAAACACUCUUCAAUCAAUGAACAAAUACAAUCCGUGAAUUUGAAUGUAGAAUCGCUACAAGCAUUGGCACAAGAGUUGAGGGAUGGCAAUGUUGAGCUGAAAGAGAUUGUCAAGAACCAUGAGAGCAUUGAACUUCUGCAUAUUGACAACCUGAAACAGUUGGAGAGGAUGUCAGAGACGAAUACACAGUUAGAGAAGUCUUUGUCAUCUGCAGCCACCGAGCUUGAGGGGUUGAGGGAGAAAAAGGUGGCAUUAGAAGAAUCGUGUAUGCACCUCAAAUCCAAGAUUGCCACUCAUCAGUCUGAGCGAGCUGUGCUUGUUGCUCAGAUUGAGGUAGUUUCUCAGACCAUGGAGGAUUUACUGGAGAAGAAUGUCUUCUUGGAGAAUUCAUUAUCUGACGCUAAUGCUGAACUUGAGAGUUUGAGGAGGAAGUUGAAAGAACUGAAAGAAUCUUCACAGGCACUCCAAAAUCAGAACUCUAUACUUCAAUAUGAGAAGAAAACGCUUGCCCACCAGGUUGACAGCAUCACUGUCACUCUACUGAAUUUGGAAAGGCAAUACAAAGAACUAGAAAGGAGACACUCGGAUCUGCAGAAGGAGAAGGACUUAGUGCUCGAUGAAGUGAUUAAGCUACAGGAACAAAUCAGGCUUGAGAGGAAGGAGCAUGAAGAUAGUACACACUCAAGCAACACUCGAUUUGAUGCUCUACAGGAUAAGAUUAGCCUAUUACUAGAAGAGGGCAGGAAUAGAGAGGUGCAGCUUGGAGAAGAGGAGCUCAAGAUUGUCAAAGCUCAGGUAGAGAUAUUUGUCAUGCAACAGUGUUUGAAUGACAUGGCAGAAGUAAAUUCUGAUAUCUCAGCACAGUUGCGAAAGAAGAAAGAAACAUGCAAGGUCCAGGAGGGUAAAAUGUACAGCUUAUCACAGCAUAAUCAGAAACUAACUGAAGGGAUUGAUUCAGUGGUGAAAGUGUUGCAUUUGGAUCGUAAGUAUGAAUCCUUAGACCAAAUGAAGCUUGAAAUCAUCAUGCAACUCAUCUUGACUGAGAUAAGCUGCCUGUUGAAUAAUAUAUCUGAUGCCCAGGAUGUGAAGCAGAAUGAGCUGGUUGAGAGAUCACUUGUUGUUACACUUCUCGAGCAUUUUGGACAAGAGGUAGCUGACUUGAGGUCAGAGCGGCAUGCCUUGAAGCAAGAUCAGCAGACAAAGAAUGAGGAACUGCUCCAGCUGCAGAGAGAAAAGGAGGAACUUAUGAAGAUAAGUGAUGAGUUCUUGGAAGAGGUAGAGGCUCGUAACCACAAAGUGGAUGAGCUGAAGGCUGAGGCGAAGUUCUUAGUUGGAAGGCUGUCAGAACUGCAAGAGUCCAGGAGGUCAUUGCAAAGCGAGAUGACCAAGCUGUUACAAGCGAACUCUUUUCUGUCAAGUGAAUUAAAUGACUCCAUUGAGAAACAGAAGGUGUUUGAACAUGACUUCAGCAAUCUCGUUACUGAAGCAGUCAGCAAAGAUAUCCUCAGUGUGAUCUUUAGAAGCCUUCAUGAAGAGAGGACGUUGCAGCUGAAGUCUUUGCAUAAUAAUUUUGGCUGUAUGCAAACAGCAGGCAGUGAACUUUAUCAGGAGAUCAAGAUGAUGAACAAGAGGCUUGGAGAGAUAGAAAUCGAGAACAAUUACCUUGGCAAAGAACUAAGUAGAACCAUGAGUGUUUAUGGUGGGUCUGUUGUGCAAACUGCUGGAGGAAAAGGGCAUCCAGGCCGGAGAGAUUCCAGUCUUCUGCAUUCUGACAGGAAAACCCAAGAAGAUUACCAUGUAAACACGGAAGUGGAACACAAAGAAUUUGGCGACGCUGAUUUUCAGGAGUCAAAUGAAAUUCUGCAAGAGGAGGUAUUUAAGUUGAGGAACGAAUUGGAAAUGCUUAGGAGCAAGGAGAAGAUUGUGUUUGACAUCAAAUCUUGCGAUGAAGAGAUCAUGAAAUUGCUGGCUAAUAUGCAAAUGGCCAUCAUGAAUGCAGCUCUGUUCAAGGAGAAGGUCCUUGAGCUCAUCAUAACAUGCGAGAGUUUUGAGAUAAGUGCCAUGGUACAGAAGGAGGUGCUGAAGGAAGAAAUCAUACAAAGAAACUCAUAUGUAGAUGAGCUCAAGGACAAACUGAAUGCUGUUGAGAUUGAAAACAGAAGACUGAAGGUUGAUCUAAAUGGUGAUUUCACGAUGUUAGGAUCGUUGCAAACUGAAGUCAGUGCCCUGGAGGAACAAACCUUGUCCCUUGCCAAUGACUGCUUGCAACCAAAUAAACUCAGAAUGGAGGAAAAUGUGUUAUCACCUGAAGUUUUGAAGACCUCCAUGCGAUCCAGUGGUGAUGAAAAUGCAAUGAGGAUGGUGAAGGACAUGGAAUUGCAGAAAUUGCAUGGAACAAUCAAAGCACUUCAGAAGGUGGUCACAGAUACUGGUGUCCUUCUUGAACAAGAGAGGCUUGAUUUCAAUGCCAAUUUGCAGGAAGCAAAGAAGCAGAUUGAGGUGCUGAAGCUCAAGGAGAUCUUGGAUGAUGAUAUAAUUGAAAUGAAUUAUGAACAAAUGCUAAAAGACAUACAACUUGACCUCAUCCAAACUUCUUCGGGCCGUAGAACUAGUCCAUUUGGUCAGGAAAAGAAAAGUGUAGCACAAGUAGAUGACAAAAUGGUCAACCUUCGCGCCAUUGUUGGGCCCAGCCGUGGACAUAUGGCUGUUGACUUAAGGCCACCUCAAAGUGAGUCAUUCGGGACAGACAACAACCAAAUGGUUGUGAAAGAGCUCAGCAUUGACAAGCAAGAGCUACCGAGGUUGACCGCCAUGGAGCCACACCAGGAGUGGAAAAACAAGGUUGUGGAAAGGUUAUUUUCUGAUGCGCAGAGGCUCAAUGCCCUCCAGUCCAGCAUCCAAGAACUUAAAACAAAUGCCGAAACAUCUGAAGAGCUUGAACUUGAGAGCGUCAGAUACCAAAUAAGAGAAGCUGAGGGUACCAUCAUGCAGCUAAUCGAUACCAACAGCAAGCUAUCCAAGAAGGCCGAGGAGUUCACGUCUGCUGAUGGUCUUGAUGCGGAAAACACCGACUUGAGGAGCAGACAUCAGCGUAAGAUCUUGGAGCGUGCGAGGAAGAUGUCUGAGAAGAUUGGGAGGCUGGAGGUGGAAAUGCAGAAGGUCCAGCAGGCUCUGCUGAAAUACGAGGAGGAGCAGAGUAGCAGAAAGACUUCAAAAGCCCUGCAGCGGCGAUCCAAAGUGCAGCUCGUAGAGUACCUCUAUGGUCGAAGGCGGGACAGUCGCAAACAGCGAAGCUCGCCCUGUGGUUGCAUGAGAGCGAAAACCAUCGACGACUAACUCGCCUUCCACGCCGCUUCUUUUUUAAAAGGCGCAAGGGAAGGUCAAUCUUGUCAGCUUCAGAAUCGCAUCAAAUUGUCUAUUUUGUUCAUGUUCUUUAUAGGUAAAUGGGUGAAUGUAUAAGGGUUGUAAAUGGUAGCCAUGGAUAAUAACCAUCUGUUAUAAAGGUUCUCUUCGCUUGUAAAAUUAUUGCUAACAUUUGUUGCUUGUAGCUUCUGAUAAUGUCCAUGGUUGGUUUAAAGUGAAUCUUUGUUACAGCAAAA
Molecule: messenger RNA, 5445 nt
Organism: Setaria italica (foxtail millet)
Lineage: Eukaryota; Viridiplantae; Streptophyta; Magnoliopsida; Poales; Poaceae
Product: protein NETWORKED 1A
Exons: 6
Coding region: 590-5182 (1530 amino acids)
Cellular component (GO): plasma membrane
Molecular function (GO): actin filament binding
Source: RefSeq, a predicted model, not a curated record